AUGGAUUGCGCCCUGAGGCGGAGCCUUGGCGCGUCUCCGGAAAGCGAGCUCUUGGAACGCCGUUCACUUGCGCUGAGAAUGUCGUCGAGAGCCGAUCACAUCCUCUGCUGGCUCCUGAUUCUACCAUCGGUUCUGGCACAUCGAAAUUACUAUUCCCCAAAGGUUAAUAGUAGUCUCAAGUAUGGAUAUCAUUAUCCAAAUUAUAAAUAUGGAAGUUAUGGACCGAAAUACGGGUACUACCAGCCAGGUAUGUAGGGCCAAUUAUUGUAUUGUUUUCUUGUAUAUUUCGCUGACAAAAAGCAUAGCAAAACCCAAAUGGAAGUCUCUCUUACCGUUCACAAAUUUCUUGUCCAUUGGUUGGUCAAAUCCCUUAAUUUUAGCCGCUCCACGUAUUGUAGCACGUCCAACCAUUCCACUUGUUCCUAGAACCUACUACUAUCCUACAGCACCUCAACAAACCUACCAAACUUAUCAGCCACAGUAUCAGCAACCUUAUACCAAAUACGAUUAUUCGGCCUAUAACAACUACUAUAAUAACUACUACAACUACCCCAGCUACAACUACGGAAACUACUACGGGUAUGGAAACAAUGUGCCCUACGGGUAUUCAAGAGCUCCAGGAGAAUAUUCGGUGACUUUGGAUAGUAAUAGCAAAUUUUAUGUAUACAGUGAGCACACGGGUAAUGGACUGUAA
Molecule: messenger RNA, 694 nt
Organism: Bursaphelenchus xylophilus (pine wood nematode)
Lineage: Eukaryota; Metazoa; Nematoda; Chromadorea; Rhabditida; Aphelenchoididae
Source: the annotation of a GenBank genome assembly